Molecule: messenger RNA, 970 nt
Organism: Nymphaea colorata (pocket water lily)
Lineage: Eukaryota; Viridiplantae; Streptophyta; Magnoliopsida; Nymphaeales; Nymphaeaceae
Product: 14 kDa zinc-binding protein-like
Exons: 6
Coding region: 73-660 (195 amino acids)
Biological process (GO): purine ribonucleotide metabolic process; sulfur compound metabolic process
Cellular component (GO): cytoplasm
Molecular function (GO): adenylylsulfatase activity
Source: RefSeq, a predicted model, not a curated record
CACAGGGCCACAUGGCGUUUGCCAUUGCUCGCUGGAGUCUGGGGAGGACGGAGACAGAGCAAGGCUCUGGGGAUGGGCUUCGCAUCUGUCACACACAUGGCGUCCGCCAUCUCUGCUGCUUCUUCGUCCUCUUCUUUCUUACUCCGAAACGGACGGCCUUUCGGAGCAUCGCGGCUGGGUCUGGCCUGUCAAACCCUUUUCCCAAAGACAUUUUUAGCUCGCCCAUCUCACAAUUCCAGAUCCCUGACUUGCGCGAGAGCUUCUAGUGAUGAAGAAGCAUCUGCCAGAGCAGCUGCAUCGUCUGCCGAAAGUGGAGCGCCUACAAUCUUCGACAAGAUCAUAUCAAAGGAGAUUCCUUCAACUGUAGUAUAUGAAGAUGAGAGAGUCUUGGCAUUUCGUGAUAUUGAUCCACAAUCUCCAAGUCAUAUUUUGCUGAUUCCCAAGAUUAGGGACGGACUAACUCAACUUUCCAAGGCUGAACCAAGGCAUGUGGAUAUAUUGGGUCAUCUUCUUUACACUGCAAAAUUAGUCGCAGAGAAGGAGGGUCUCUCAAAUGGUUAUCGAGUGGUCAUCAAUAAUGGCCCCGAUGGAUGUCAAUCAGUUUACCAUCUUCACCUGCAUAUACUUGGUGGAAGACAAAUGAGAUGGCCUCCAGGUUGAUUGUCGUCUUGUUGGUGUAGAUUUAACUUUCCUCUUGUAGUAAAACUUUCAUAGUAGCGAUGAUCAGCAGGCAUAUGUGUAUUCUUUCUUUAGGUGGUAGUCAUUUUCUUAUAUCUGAUUUAUGGUUGAAUUUGGUCGAGUUGGAGCUUUAUGACCAUCUGCCUUUUUAUAAUAAAAAGAGAGCUUAGGUGGCUGCAGCUUUGUGAACUCUGUACCAGAGAUGGAUCUGCAACUAAAGUCGAUCUUCUGCAAGCUUGACCGACUAUUUGUUGUUCAAUUGAUUAUUGUCUUUAGUACGUUUCCGACAAAA